CGGGGCUGUGAGCGGGUCGGCCUGUGCUCGGUCCCCGCCGGGCGCCAUGUGGCUGCCCCAGUCCCUCCUGGCUCUCGCGGCGCUGCUGGCGCCCCGCCGGGGCGCGGCUUCCCAGGGGGAGCAGCCGCCCGCAGUGCCUUCACCAAUGGAGAUUGUAGUAACAUCUGAAAAUUUCAAAACAGUUUUGCAUUGGCAGUACCCGCCUGUGCCUGAAACUCCUCAUUUUAUUGUGGAAAUCAAGCCUUACAAUUUAGGUUACUAUAAGAAUGUCUCAACCUGUGUGAACACUUCAGCUCAUUUUUGUGAUAUCUCAAAGGAAAUAUGUGACCCUUAUGUAUCUCAUUGGCUUCGAGUUAAAGCUGUUGUUGGAUCACAACAGUCUGAAUAUGUUGAGGCAAAUGAGUUCAUUUUGCAAAGGCAUGGAAAAAUAGGACCACCAAAACUUAAUCUCUCAAGACAUGGUGAUAAAAUCCUGGUUGAUAUUUACCAUCUUGUAUUCCCUCUUUCGUGUAUUGAAGACAUUUAUUCAAAGCUUCAGUACUUGGUGACUGUUCGGGAUAGUAAAAAUGAGACUGAAGAGCUCUAUGAGGACAACUGUACAAUGCAUAAGUGUAGCCUCAAAAUCCCAGUUCCUACUGAGAGUUCCACUUACUGUGUUUCAGUCGAAGGAAUUUUUGAUGAUCUGAUGGUUGGCACUCCAUCAGAGGAAAGUUGCACUUCUGUUCCUCUCAACCAGACAUUGAGUACACAUAAUAUCAUCAUUCUGUGUGUUUUUAUUGCGAUCUUGACUGUAAUACCGACAGUAUAUUGUGGCUGCAAGAAACUAAGGAAAAGCAACAUACAGCUGCCUAAGUCUUUGGUCAAUGUGAUGAGAAACCUGAACACAGGUGCCUUACUGGGACCAAGAUCAGAGGGGAAGUAUUUAUCUGUACCAUCAGGCCACCUGGAGUUGCCAGUGACUGGUGAAGUAACCUUGCUGGAGAUAGAGCCAGAAGAACAAACUGUUAGUCCUGUGAAUUCCUGUGAUGGAGAAUCUUCUGUCCCUUCCCCAGAGGCACCAGACAAAGCUGAAGAGGUGUCUGUGCAGGAAAGCGCAGAGGAGGUCUCUGUUGAUGCUGAUGAACAAAAUUGCAAAGUAAAAGAGAGUUACUUUGUUUCUGAAAGUAGCCAAAUGGAUAUAUGCAGUACAUCUUCAGGGUCAGAGAUUUCUCCCACAGAAACACAGCAAACAGUCGUUCAGAGCAGCUGUUUCAAGUUUUCUGGCUAUGACAAGCCUCACGUUCCAUUACAUGGGUUGAUGAUAGAUGUUGGUGAAGAACAGCCUGUGAAUGCUUACAGGCCCACUGAGUAGCCAGGAUAACUGAAGUGCUUAACCAGAACUCAGAAAGAAAAGCAUUACUGAAGAUAAUGGAAAGUCCAGGUUAAAUUGUGAACAUCUACAAGUUGUACUUGUUCUGAUCAGUACACAAUUGAAUAGAGUACCUGAAAAUGGCAUAAAAAGUGUGGGGAAAUGUAAUAAUAACAACUUUUUGAAAUGCUUUUAUAUAUUAUAUAACUCAUUAUUUCCUGUUUGAAAUAGUGCCGUGUUUUUUAACAAUACUCUGUAGAAAACAUGCCAUCAGCUAUAAAACAGCAGCUGUACCAUUAUUCACUUCUGCUUCAAAUCCUGUUCAAAAUUAGUUUAAAGCACAUAAUGCUUAAGAAAUCCUUCAGUUGAUUAUGAUAGACAUGUGCAAGAAAUGUUUGGGAGUUUUUACCAUUAUUGGAGGUAUCCUCUUUCUUAUCUUUUUCUUUUGAACAGUGUUUUUAUAUUAAAUUAAAUGCUCCCAUUUCUUUUAAACGAGACUAUGCCUAUAAGCUCUUCCUAUAUAUCUGAGGAAUUUUGUUCCGUGUCUAAGAAGUAAGAAGUAAUGGCCACAAACUAAGAACACAAGAAGAUCACUUCAACAUGAGGAAGAACUUCUUUGUGUUGAGAGUGGAUGGCAGAGCACUGGAAAAGGCUGCUCAAGGAGAUCAUGGAGUCUGCUUCUCUGAAGACAUUUAAAACCCACCUGAACUCAUUCCUGUGUCACCUGGUCUAGGUAACCCUGCCUUGCCAGGGAGUUGGACUGGAUGAUUUCCAGAGGUUCCUUCCAACCCUGACAAGUCUGUGAAAGUACCAGUUAUUUGUAGUCUUUGCUGUUAGCUUCAGUACAGCAGCACCCAUUAGGAUCACCUAGUGGUGUGAGUAACCUUAUCACAUUCUGGCAGAAUAUAUUGGCAAGCUGACUGAUCAUCACUGAAAAAAAAAAGUCCAAUGGGUGGUUUCACAAAUUCCUUAGAAAAUGUCCUCAAAAUUCAAAAGCCUGCUUUCUUCUGGGACAUUUUUAUCCUAGUUUUUAGAGCAGUAUGUUCUUUAAAUAGAAAUCAUUAAAACUUCUUCCAAGCAUGUUUUCUAGAAGGAUGAAAAUCACCGCUAUUUCCCCCCUUUUAAUAGCAUAACUCAAGAACUAUGCAAAAUCACCCUCUAAAAAUACAUCUCAAGACAAUAGAAAAAUAGUGUGAUUAAGUUGUACUUCAUAACUUUUAUUGUCAUCUGACAGCUUUCUGAAUUUUGUAUCAUAGAGAUUGUAGUUUUGAAAACUGAGGAACAAGGCGUUUAUAUUUUUAUAUUCAAGUUUUUCAUAUUGAAAUCUAUGUAAUCCAUUUAUUUCUAUUAAAUCAAGAUUUGAUGGGUAUUUUCUAUUUGUAGAAAAUGUUUAGAGCAAUUAUUAAUGAAGUUUAAUUCAGGAAAAAAGAACCCUUUAUAGGUACAAGUUGGUCCAUUUACACAAAAUUGUGAGUUUGUUUUAAAAGAAAUUUUUGUCGGUUAUAUUAUCAGAAUUGCUGUCAGGUGGUUUUAAAGGAAAACCAGAGUCAUAGUACUUCUGUCCUUAAAUUUCUCAGUGACAUGAGUCACUUAAGGCAAAGUUAGUUUAUACAGCAGUUUCAGGAGUGCUUCUGUUUGUAUCUAUCAGGUAUUGACCACAAUAGUAUAAAAGCUUUAAAGCUAUUUUUCCCAUCUCUACUCACAGGAAGGUAGCAGAUUGGUUAGCAGGGUUUUGAUAAUUUUAGGAAACACCAAAUCAAGUAGAUGAAUUUUGUAGUUAUGGUGUCAUGGAAAGCCCAAUUAGUAAUUGUUAACUGGCUGUGAUUUGUUUCUGCAUUAUAUUCAAACAUGGUGAGACCCCCUAGCAAAUUUUUCCAUGUUGUGUUCUGGGUUGAGUUCCUAGAAGGCAGUGCUUAGUGACUUACUGCUUAGGAUGCACUAAUAUGCAGGCCUCCCUGUGGCAGAGGUGCAGAAAAUAACACUUUUGGUGUUACAAGAAGGCUUUUUGAAAAUCUGCAUUAAUUGCUCUUGAAACUUCAACUAAACUGACUUUCCAGGUAGUAAUGUGGUUCGCCACUGAAGCUCCUAGCAGGCUGUCUGCUAAGUAGAUGAGCAGCUGUGUCAUGUGCAGAGAUUGUAGGUGACGUAAUUUCUCUCUGAGUUUGGAAGUUUUUUGAUUAAUAUGAAUUGCAGUAAAUACCUCAGGAAUUUAUAAAUGUCAGAGGAGUGUUAAACUUGGCUCUGAAGGGAUAAAGAGGGCAUUAGAAACUGUGAAGUUAGUCUUGAUUUUUGGGAACAAGUUUCUGACCAGGCAAUUUGCUGACUAUUUUCUUUGCAAUUGCUCAGAGUAUUUAACCUUACACUUGGUAGUUUGUUUGCCUUCUGUCAGACUUUUGUCAGAAAAAAGGGAUAAAAUGCUGAUGUUGUCCAAGAACAUUAGCUCUGGCAGUUGUUGGAUUUGAUGUAUCUGCCUCAAAACCAGGAUUCUGUUAGAAGCAUGUAAUUGUUUUUUAAAAAUAGAUAUGCAUUCUUGACAGUGCAUUAGGAAACCCUACUGCUGUUAGAACUAAGACUCAGCAUCUUAGAUUUGUGUGAGCAGUGUUUCAUUGUUUUGGAAGAUUUUUCCUUUGGUGACACACUGGAAGGGGAAUGCAGAUAGACACAUUUUGAAACUAGGUGACUGUCUCAGGUUCUUUUCUCUUACCCCUGCAAUACAACGACAUUGUACAUUCUUCUGAAUCUUUAAAAUUACAUGGAGUCAGAUGUGAGUAAAGGGACCAGCCAGGAGCUAGGAUAUCAUUAAGAACGGUGAUGUUGAGAUCAACAAGAAAUGGCACAAAAAUAUAUCAUAACAUGUGGGGAAAAAUUUGGCAUGGCAGAUAGUCACAUGUACUGGAAAGGCAGUGCUAUUUUAGAAGCUGAAAAUCAAGAACAGCGGUAUAAGUGCUUUGUACUGUAUCACAUAUAUAUAUAUAUAUAUAUAUACACAACAGAUCUGAUCUUGGAAUAAAACAAGGUUAAGUGUACUUUUUAAUCAAAAUUUCUGAACUGUAACUACAAAAAGCCACUGAACUAGCACCAUCCCUGCAGUUUGCCUUGUGUGUGCUGCAUACUUGCCUAGCUGGCACAGGGAUAGUUUAGAUGUUUAAAUUUCUCAGACCAACUUACAGCUUUUGUAAUUGUGAAUAAAGAAGCUUAAGGGUGUACAAAGCACAGGUUUCUUUUACUAGCUGUGACUAGCUGAAAAUGUGAGGCCAUAGUAAGAGGAGGAUGUCUUUCUGGGUCAGUAAGUUCUGUUACCACCAGUCCUGUUUUUAGCAGUUGCCUGUAGUGGUAUUGAGAGCCUAAGAGUAGGGCAGCUCAUGGUGGUAAUCUCGGUUUGGAUACAGUCCAGCAGCUUGCCAUGUGAUGAUUUCUUGGGUUGGGAAUGGAAAUGCCUUUCCAGCUACAGCUAGUUAGCCUUGCUUUUGCAGUUCUGUAACAGCAAAUAUCUGAGCAAUAUGGUUGGGAAUCUGUCAGGUAGUAUUUAUCUAUACAUUUUCACCUAGUUGAAUUAGUUUAAUUGAUUAAUAUUCUUGUGAUGAAGUAGUUUGCUUGAGCUUCUGAAUAUUCAUAUGUAGCACCUUGAUCCAGAAUAUGAAAGUGCCUAACAUACACUGAAAAUAAUUUAAUAUUCAUGCCUUUUAUAGGCCUAUCAGCUAUGCAGUGUGACACACUUACAAUGUUUUGCCACUUCAGACCUUUUCAGCUGAUUAUUACUCUUGUCCUGGCUGCUUAGCACUGCUCCCUUCAUCUCGCUUAAAGAUGAUUUGGGUGAUGAUGUAAGACUCCAAAACAUUACAUCCUGUGAAAGAGAACUUCACAGAACUUUGACCUCAUAUCUGCCAACAUUUCUAAGAACUUCUUUAGUUCUUGAAUAGGCAUUAUAAUCUUUAUUAUUAGAUCUGCGAUUAACAAUGAAGUCUUGUGGCAGUACUGUGUGCUGGCACAGAAACAUCAAAUCUGCUUUUGUAUGGUUUUCUACAGAAGUCAAUAAUGUUGUUAAAAAAAUAAAUUGUCAAACCUCCUGACAUCUGUGGAAACUAGAGAGCAGAUAGACUCCCAGUUGCCUGGAACAGACUCACAUGUUUUUAUGUAAUCCUUCACUAGAAGAUUGCAGAAAAAGAAAUUUGCAUGAGAACCUGUUUUUCUCAGGGUUAGGAAUAGCCAGUUGCUCUAAAGUGGUUCCAUGUAAACAGUUGAGUAUUAAUAAGUAAGAGAUGUUGUACUUCGCUCAAAUCAGUAGUUUCAGCACAUCUUUAAAAAAACAAAACACAAAAAGCAAAAAUACCCAACGAAAAUGACAAACCAAAUACAAAGCACCUUUAUCUCAGGAAAAGGUGACCUGUAUAGAUUUGUUUAGUGUGAUUACUUUAUAGUUCAGUCCUUUAACUAUGAAGUUCUUGUUCAUUAAUACUCUUUCUAUAUUCUCUAAAUGGAUGCUGGGCUGAAAUCUAUAAUGAAAUGCCUGUAAAUACUGUAGAUAUUCAAUGUUUUAAUAUGUAAAUAAAAAAAAAUCUAUGAAGAAGAAUCUGUGUCCUUACCUCUUUUAUAACUGUUAGCUUUUGUUCCAAGGACUAAAUGUGCUUUUGAAGCUUUCUCAGUUCAUGUUAGUACUUACCAAGUGUAUGCCUGGUCGUUACUGAGAAUCCUA
This is a messenger RNA of Cinclus cinclus, 6041 nucleotides long. RefSeq names its product interferon gamma receptor 1 (gene IFNGR1). Bases 47 to 1351 code for a protein of 434 amino acids. The record is from RefSeq and is a predicted model, not a curated record. The transcript is spliced from 7 exons. Gene Ontology annotation, cellular component: membrane. Gene Ontology annotation, molecular function: cytokine receptor activity; cytokine binding. NCBI's taxonomy places the organism in Eukaryota, Metazoa, Chordata, Aves, Passeriformes, Cinclidae.